GCUAAAAUUGAUAUCUAUUUCAUGUAUACAGAGUAUAAUAACAUAACCGCAAUCAACUAUUAGAACCGUAAUAAUAAAUAAUCUUUUAAAAAUAAACAAAUAUUGAUAGGAAAAAGAAACAUUUCUGUUUCAAAUGUCUUGUAAUUAUGCUGAUGGUUUAUCGGCUUAUGAACAUAAAGGAAUAUUAGGAAGAAAAGAGAAAUUUGAUACUGCAGAAGAUGUAGAAAAAAAGACGAAUAUUUUAACUGAAUGGAUGAAAAUUGCCAAUCAUAUUGUCGUACACACUGGAGCUGGAAUAAGUACAUCAGCUGGCAUUCCAGAUUUUAGAGGACCCAAUGGUGUAUGGACAUUGGAGAAGAAAGGAUUAAAACCUAAUAUUAAUAUAUCAUUUGACGAUGCUAUACCAACAAAAACGCACAUGGCGCUACAGCGACUAGUGAAAUUAGGAAAAGUUCAAUAUAUUAUCAGUCAAAAUAUUGAUGGUUUGCAUUUGAAAAGUGGCGUUCCAAGAGAUCAUUUAGCUGAAUUACAUGGAAAUAUGUUUGUAGAUCAAUGUGGAACGUGUGGAAGGCAAUUUGUAAGAAAUACAGCUACGACAAGUGUAGGGCAAAAAUGUUUAGACAUUCCAUGUAAAGGAUAUAAUAAAGCUGGAAGACCCUGCCGUGGAAAACUACAUGAUAAUAUAUUAGAUUGGGAACAUGAUUUACCUCAAUCUGAUUUAGAUUUAUCGUCCUUACAUUCAAGUGUUGCAGAUCUUAGUAUAUGUUUAGGUACCACAUUACAAAUAGUACCUAGUGGAAAUUUACCAUUACUAGCAAAGAAAAAUAAUGGACGGUUAGCUAUAAUUAAUUUACAACCAACUAAACAUGAUAGGAAAGCUGAUUUAAUAAUUAACACAUACGUUGAUGAUGUAUUCAAAAUAAUCAUGAAAAAUUUAAAUCUCGAAAUACCUGAAUAUUGUAUUGAAAAUGAUCCCACUAAACGAGUGAAUAAAUUAAUAGAAUGGACAAUUAAAAAUCCAAUUCCAAAAAAUAAAUUAGACGUCCUUAAAAGGGAUUUUAAUGUUAAAUCGUUGGGUCAUACGCACGUAGCAUGGGAAAAGCGUGCGACUAUGACAACUUUAUUAAUUUUUUUCCAAAGUAGUCUUACCGUUUUGACAUAA
This is a messenger RNA of Chrysoperla carnea, 1162 nucleotides long. It is a transcript of the gene Sirt6, whose product is annotated as NAD-dependent protein deacetylase Sirt6. The coding region runs from base 134 to 1162 and encodes 342 amino acids. The transcript is spliced from 7 exons. Lineage: Eukaryota; Metazoa; Arthropoda; Insecta; Neuroptera; Chrysopidae. The record is from RefSeq and is a predicted model, not a curated record. Gene Ontology annotation, molecular function: NAD+ binding.